AGGUGCGCGGCGCGGCGCUUCGCGGAGACAGGAAGUGUGUCCCCAGCGGCGGCCCGUGCCGCGCUCCCGCGAGACGCUCACCUGCGCCCCAGGUGAGCGGUAAGGGGGGGUGGAGGAGGGCUGAACCGCAGGCGGCUCACCUGGCGGAACAGGUGCCUGACUGCAGCAAACCAUGCAAUGAGCCAUGCCCCGGCCGGGACAGACCCGCCCAUCAUCUGGGCCACCUCGCUUGGGACCCUGGGAGCGGCGCACGGAGCUAUGCCUGGAGACCUAUAAUGAGCCGCCGCACCUCCCACAACCCCCGCCAGGCCGCCGCACCCGUAGGCCAGACCCCAAGGACCCUGGCCACCACGGGCCCGAGAGCAUCACCUUCAUCUCUGGCUCCGCAGAGCCGGCCACGGAGCCCCCGGCUUGCUGCUUGCUUUGGCGCCCGUGGGGAUGGGACUGGUGCCGCGCUGCCUUCUGCUUCCGCCGCUGCCGGGAUUGCCUCCAGCGCUGUGGAGCCUGUGUGCGGGGUUGCAGCCCUUGCUUGUCUGCUGGGGACUCCACUGAGGGGGCUGCCGAAGUCAACUGGACCAAGGAGCACAAUGGCGUGCCCCCGAGCCCUGACCGUGCUCCUCCGAGCCGCAGGGAUGGCCAGAGGCUCAAGUCCACCAUGGGCAGCAGCUUCAGCUACCCUGACGUCAAGCUCAAAGGCAUCCCCGUAUACCCCUACCGCAGCGCCACCUCCCCAGCCCCUGAUACGGACUCCUGCUGCAAGGAGCCUCUGCCUGAGCCCCCUCCCAUGCGGCACAGCUUGCCUAGCACCCUGGCCAGCAGUCCUCGCGGCUCUGAGGAGUACUACUCUUUCCACGAAUCGGACCUGGACCUGCCCGAGAUGGGCAGUGGCUCCAUGUCCAGCCGGGAGAUUGACGUGCUCAUCUUCAAGAAACUGACCGAGCUCUUCAGCGUGCACCAGAUCGACGAGCUGGCCAAGUGCACAUCAGACACCGUGUUCCUGGAGAAGACCAGUAAGAUCUCCGACCUGAUCAGCAGCAUCACGCAGGACUACCACCUGGAUGAGCAGGAUGCCGAGGGCCGCCUGGUGCGCGGCAUCAUUCGCAUCAGUACCCGGAAGAGCCGCACUCGCCCGCAGACCUCAGAGGGACGCUCUGCCCGGGCUGCUGGCCCCGCUGCUGCUGCCCCUGACAGUGGUCACGAGACCAUGGUGGGCUCAGGUCUCAGCCAGGACGAACUGACAGUGCAGAUCUCCCAGGAGACGACAGCAGAUGCCAUCGCCCGGAAGCUGAGGCCAUAUGGAGCCCCAGGGUACCCAGCCAGCCAUGAUUCGUCCUUCCAGGGCACCGACACGGACUCAUCAGGGGCACCCUUGCUCCAGGUGUACUGCUAACCCCACUGGGCCCAGCAGUGCAGCCACUCCUGGGAGAAGCCUACAGAAUAGAAGGGCCAAGACCCAUUUUGGGAGAGGCUGGACUGCGAGCCCAGGGGCAGUGCCCUCUGGCUCCUUGCCUUGGCUGACUGGCUCCUGAGCCACUGCGUUUCACAGGGCUAUGGUGCCCACAUCUGCAUCCCCCUGGCCUGACCCCUGCCUGGGCC
Messenger RNA from Castor canadensis (American beaver), 1596 nucleotides. RefSeq names its product keratinocyte differentiation factor 1 (gene Kdf1). Gene Ontology annotation, cellular component: cell junction. The record is from RefSeq and is a predicted model, not a curated record. Gene Ontology annotation, biological process: keratinocyte development; regulation of epidermal cell division. Lineage: Eukaryota; Metazoa; Chordata; Mammalia; Rodentia; Castoridae.